AUGGCUCGCCCCCGAAAGGGGGAAGGGGUUAGAAAAAGUGCCCUAAAAAAUGCUGGGGAACCACGACGUCUGCAGAUUGAUCGUGGUCGCAGGCACCACCAUCAUCAGUGUUUACGCCCCAAAAUAACCGGUUCAGACGAGGCGAAGAUUGAGUUCUACGAGGACCUGAACGCCCUCCUGGCGUCUGUGCCGAAGGCGGAUAAGUUGAUUGUCCUCCGUGACUUCAGCGUUCGAGUCGGCACAGACCCUUCUGUCUGGAGAGGAGUGCUGGGUCCCCAUGGUCUCGGCGGCUUCAAUGACGAUGACCUGCUCCUCGCGCGAGCCUGCGCAGAACAUCGCCUCAAAAACACAGAGCCCUUAUCUCGUACUGUGGAGGAGGAGGCGAGAGUGCGGUAG
Molecule: messenger RNA, 396 nt
Organism: Spirometra erinaceieuropaei
Lineage: Eukaryota; Metazoa; Platyhelminthes; Cestoda; Diphyllobothriidea; Diphyllobothriidae
Source: the annotation of a GenBank genome assembly